AUGGCCUUGAUGGGUUUCCGCCGCUUCGUCUCUAACCUCGUCCAUGCUAGGGAGUCCGAGCCCCAGCUCCGAAAGAGCACCAAGACCGACAGGAUCAGGAACUUCCUCCUCAGGAAGAGGCAGGACGUGCCCGAGAAGCUCACCAGCCGGUCCCAGCCCGACCUCGGCCUCGGUCAGCCCAUCCACCCCUUCGCCGGAAGGAUCGCCGAGGUCCCCACCGCUCCUGCUGACGCCGUCUUCAGCGUUACCGCCGCCCGUCCCGAAGUCUACAGCCCUACCGUCGCCGGCGCUGUCGCCGGCCCCGCCCAGCGUCAGCCUGUGCUCGGCCCGGGGCUCCCUGCCGUCGUCGACACCGACGAUGCUAUAAUCGGUCGCGUCAACUGCCAACUCUACCCGGGCCCGACCCUCGACACGGUAUCGGCCGUGACAGAGAUGUACCGGCACGUGCCUCACGCAUUCACGGGACCCGUGGCCAUCUUCCUGUACGGCCACGUGGGUCGAAUACCCAGACGGGUGACAGUCUCGUUCCCGUGGUGGUACAGGGAUAUUGCCCGCCACUGGGCAGUCCGCAGAGGUAUGCGCUGCGUCUCGGACGAUCCCGACCUGUUUGUUCUCGUCGGCGGCGUCGACAGGGUCCGCACUGUCCAGUUCACGUACACGGACCUGAACGUUGACGACUACAGCCUCAGGCAGGGGCACGCUACCGCUCGGGUCAUGUGCCUGGCGGUCCUGGCCGACGAGCUCGCGCAGGAGUAUGUGGCCGGCCUGGCCGCGAUGCCCUGGCCCGAGCAGCGUGGGCUGGCCGACGAUGUGCGCUGGGUCCUCGGCCGGAUGGCCGGGCGAGGCAUGCGCUUCGACUCUGCCACGUCGAGGAACAUCCGGACCCGGGCCUUCUGGAUGCCCUUUAUGCUCUCGUUCCCGGACGUGGCAGCGCUGUUCCGCGACGCCGGCAUCGCGGUGCCCGAGACUGCUCGGCCCGAGGACCGCAACACGGGCAUCCCCAGCCUCGUUCCUCUCAGCCCCAGUCGGUCCGCAUCGCAGAGGUCGACCCGGAGCGCCGCGGUCCGCAGCGACAGGACUGACCGGCCGGCGAGGUCAUCCAGGGCGAACCGCAGAUCUGAGCUCGCCGUCAGGGCACCCGCGUCCCGGCCCCCAACGUUCAAUAUCUCCACCAACUUUUAA
This is a messenger RNA of Geosmithia morbida, 1182 nucleotides long. RefSeq lists its product as uncharacterized. The transcript has 2 exons. The record is from RefSeq and is a predicted model, not a curated record. Bases 1 to 1182 code for a protein of 393 amino acids. NCBI's taxonomy places the organism in Eukaryota, Fungi, Ascomycota, Sordariomycetes, Hypocreales, Bionectriaceae.